Salvia splendens (bonfire salvia) is the source of this 2379-nucleotide messenger RNA. RefSeq names its product cationic amino acid transporter 1. Gene Ontology annotation, cellular component: plasma membrane. The record is from RefSeq and is a predicted model, not a curated record. Gene Ontology annotation, molecular function: L-glutamate transmembrane transporter activity; L-lysine transmembrane transporter activity. Lineage: Eukaryota; Viridiplantae; Streptophyta; Magnoliopsida; Lamiales; Lamiaceae. The coding region runs from base 422 to 2212 and encodes 596 amino acids. Gene Ontology annotation, biological process: transmembrane transport; amino acid transport. The transcript is spliced from 3 exons.
UCUCUCUCUCUCAGCAUCGAUUUCGUUGUUUUUGUUCGUAUUUGAAACAAGUUUGGAAUUAAAAUAUUGAUGUUUAGCCUGUAUAUGUACUGUGUGAUUGAUACGAGGCAACGUCUAUGAGUUUUCAAUUUUUCAUGAUGCUGUCGUUGAUUUCGAUUGAUUCAAUAAACAAUUGUUCAAUUCUUCAUCGAUGUGUAUUUGAUCGCAUAUAAUAUACUGCAUACACACACGCGAUGUAGAUUUGUUGAAGUGUAGCUGUUAACGUUAGGCAUCUUCCGCCGGUCACUUGACCUUUUCUCUGUCGCCGAUUUUCCCUAUAAACAGAGUUUUUUGAGAGAGAGUGAUACAGAGAUAGAGCUUCAAUUCUGGUGGUUAUUGUUCUAGCGUUUAUUUGUUUUAUAAUCAGGUGACAGAAAGGAAUAUGGAAGGAGACGAUAAAUCGGACUGUGCGGGUUCGACGACGCGGCGGAGGCUGUGCACGUGCUCAAAGGACGAUUUUCUCCCUGAGGAAUCGUUCCAGAGCUGGGGGAACUACGCGAGUGCAUUGAGACAGACUCCGGCGCGGCUGCUCGACCGGGUCACGUCGAGGUCGAGCUUGGAGGCGGAGCUGGAGGUCAAGGCUCGGAGCGGCGGACAGAUGAAGAGGACGCUUACUGCGUGGGAUUUGAUGUGGUUCGGCAUGGGCGCUGUCAUCGGCGCCGGAAUAUUCGUCCUCACCGGACAAGAGGCUCACAUCCACGCCGGCCCUGCCGUCGUUCUCUCCUACGCCUUCUCCGGCCUCUCCGCCUUGCUCUCCGUCUUCUGCUACACCGAAUUCGCCGUCGAAAUUCCUGUUGCUGGUGGUUCAUUUGCCUACUUGAGAGUGGAGCUCGGCGAUUUCGUGGCAUUCAUAGCCGCCGGAAACAUCCUCCUCGAGUACAUCAUCGGCGGAGCAGCGGUGGCGCGUUCCUGGACGUCCUACUUCGCCACCCUCUGCAACCACCAACCGGAAGACUUCCGCUUCGAGGUAAACGGUUUAGCAAAGGACUUCAACCAGCUCGACCCCAUCGCCGUCGGCAUCAUCAUACUCGUCUGCAUCAUCGCCGUCAUGAGCACAAAGGGCUCCUCCCGCCUCAACUACAUCGCCUCCGUCGUCCACAUCAUCGUCAUCGUCUUCAUCAUCAUCGCCGGACUCAUCAAAGCCGACCCCAAGAACUACAGGGACUUCACCCCCUACGGCGCCCGCGGCAUCUUCAAGGCCUCCGCCGUCCUCUUCUUCGCCUACGUGGGCUUCGACGCCGUCUCCACCAUGGCCGAGGAGACGAAGAACCCGGCCCGCGACAUCCCCAUCGGCCUCGUGGGGUCCAUGGUGCUCACCACCACCAUCUACUGCGUGCUCGCGGUGGUCCUCUGCCUCAUGCAGCCGUACAACGAGAUCGACAUCAACGCCCCCUUCUCGGUGGCGUUCAAGAAGGUCGGGUGGGGCUGGGCUCAGUACGUCGUGGCAGCUGGCGCGCUGAAGGGGAUGACCUCGGUCCUCCUCGUCAGCGCGGUGGGGCAGGCCCGGUACCUCACGCACAUAGCGAGAACACACAUGAUGCCGCCGUGGUUCGCCAAGGUUGAUCCGAAGACAGGGACGCCGAUCAUCGCCACGGUCGCAAUGCUCGCUUCCACGGCCGUGAUAGCCUUCUUCACCGAUCUUGAAGUCCUAGCAAACUUGCUCUCCAUCGCGACGCUCUUCAUCUUCAUGCUGGUGGCGCUAGCCCUCAUCGUGCGGAGGUACUACGUGAGCGGGGAGACGACGGAGGCGAACCGAAAGAAGCUAGUGGUGUACCUCACACUGAUCCUGGCCUCCUCAACAGGGACGGCGAUGUAUUGGGGGCUGAGCGAGCACGGGUGGAUCGGGUACUGUGUGACCGUGCCUAUAUGGAUCCUGUCGAACUUGUUGCUGUGGACGACGGUGCCUCAGGCACGGUCGCCUAAGCUGUGGGGCGUGCCGUUGGUGCCGUGGAUGCCGUCGACGUCUAUAGCGAUUAACAUAUUCUUGCUGGGAUCCAUUGACGGCAAGUCUUUCGUGAGGUUCAUGGUGUGGACGUGUUUCCUGCUGGUGUACUACCUGCUGUUCGGGCUUCACGCGUCGUACGACACGGCCAAGUUGUACGAAUCGCAGGGGAAGGCGCUCCGGAAUGUGGAGGAGGGGACUGCCGGCGACGGCGGGAGUGCUCCUCCUUAGGCUAAAUACAUUAAGUAUAUUUCCUCUGUUUUUCUAUUCGUUAGGAUGUUAUACGAUUCAAUUACAAUUUCCUACCUAUUUUAUUUCAGAUUUUAUGGAUUGUUGAAUCUAUCGAAUGUAUCCAAAGUUACUCGAAAAAUUCAGUGGAAUAUAGAAUCGUUCUCGUU